GAUUAGAACAUUAAAAAAAAAAGUGGAAAGAGAGAGAGAGAGAGAGAGGAGAGAAAUAAGAGAAAGCUAAGAUCUUUGAUAACUAUAGUGAAUCGGUUUUCUCACCGGAGAUAAUCGCCGGAGCUUCUUUCCGGUGAAUUAUGGUAUAUUGUGCCGUCUGACUGACGAGUGUCAUGCAACCAGUCUGGUUUCUUUAAUAAUUAGUGGUUUAUUUAAAUUAUUAUUAGCAAGACGAGUUAAUUUUACAGAGAUGGAUAGAACCAGAGAAGCGAGGAGAGUCAGUAUGGCGUCCGCCGCGGCGACCAAUGGCCUUUCACGGCGGCGUCAUAGGACUAGCUCUCUCAGAGACUCUCCAGAGGAAGACGGACCGGUGGAGACGCAUGAAACGGCGCGUUUAAGGGAUCGAAAGAAGGACAGAGAUAGGGAACGAGAAAGAUAUAGAGAAAGGGAAAGAGAUCGGUUGAGUAGAACCAGUAAGAGAAGAAGAGGCGAUAGAUUGAUGAGUAAUAGAGGAGAUGGAGGUGAUGGUACUUCUGAAGAAAGCGUAAACGAUGAUGAAGAUGAUGACGACGAAGACAGCGGCGGAACCGGUGGUGUUGGUUCUGUUCGGACGGUUUCGCCGAACAUCAUCGCCGGGUCUUUGUCGAUGUCUAAUCAUCAUCAUAACCAUCAUCACCACCAGCUGCAGCAACAUCAGCAGCAUCAACAUCGGAAGAGUUUUACACCGCCGGUGAAAGUUAUUAGAACAACACCAUCGGCGGGGAUGACUGCCAGUAUGACGACGAGUACGUCUACAUGGAAACCCGCCGAUGAGAUGAUUGGUGUAUCGGUGCCUAGAAAAGCUCGGUCAGGUAGAGCUACUAAAAGGUCUCAUGAAUGGGCAUCAAGCGGCGGCGGUGGCGUUGGUGUUUUAGGCGGUGAACAAAUUCACUGUCAAGCUUCAACUUCGCCGGUAAGGACAGGUGUAACCGGGGCGUUGACGUCACCAUCUCCUGCUCCGGCCUCUCCAUCUUCUUCCAGUGCUUCUAUGAGGAAGAAGAUGAAGCCUAAUGCUAACGGAACAAAGCAAAGGCCACCGAAGUCGUCGUCGAAAUCUUCGUCUUCAGCUCAGGAGGAGAUUGAGAUCGAGAUUGCUGAGGUUUUAUAUGGUAUGAUGAGACAGCCACAAGUCCCAUCUAAGCAAGAAAUAAUCGGGAACGAUUCGGCCAAAUUUGAUUCAAGAGAAGUUAAUAAACCCAAUAAUGACUCUAAAUCAGUCGUCUCUUCGCCGAUCUCCAACUCCCCAUCAACUCUUCCUCAAUCAUCCUCUAUUUUGCCUUCAAAUUCUAGCUCCUCUGCUACUCCUAUGUCUGCAAUUGCUCCAAAGAGGAAAAGACCAAGACCGGUGAAGUAUGAGGAUGAGAAUACGACUACAACGACACCUCCACCUCCUUCUAUUUUCCCUCCUAGACAUAGUUCCAUUUCAUCUACUACAACUAAGGUUGAAAUUGAUCAACCAGCUAAAGUUGAAGCAACUUCUCCCAAUUUGGAGAAAAAUUCAGGACCCGUGGCUGAAAAUGAUAGCGGUGCUUGCGAUUUGACGAGUUCUUCAAAAGCUGGACCAGUUUCAUCAGAGUUGGUUCAAGCAGAACCAGUGAAAGAAGAGAAGAAUAAUUUGGCACUGGAUUCUAAGCCUUCGACUGAAGAAUCUGAGAGUAGAGAUAUCGGUUUCGGUAAUAAAGAAGAGUCUCAAUCGCCAAAGAAGGAAUCUUUAUCAUCUCCUGCUGAUAAUCCUUCUUCCGCUGGUCUGCCAUUGGAUGACGAGCGUGAGAAAUCGACAGUGACAAAAGCUAAUUCAACAGUUUGUGAGAAUGAGAGUCAGCGGGAAGAGAAGUUCCAGAUAGAUCUGAUGGCACCUCCUCCAUCUAGAUCAUCUCCAGAAAGGGAAGGUGAGACUGAUGUUGGGGCUUCAGAUCCUAAACCAGUGGCCGCAGAUGUGGAAUUGGAGAUGAAGUCUUUGGUGAAUGAAGAUGACAAAAGAAUGAAAAUUGGGAAGGGAGAUGUGAAUGUGGAAGUUGAGGAUAACAAUAAGAAGGCCCAACUUAGUGCUGAAGAAGCUGAUUCGCAGAAGCCUGUUGUAAAUAAAGAAAGGAAUCUUGAUCUCCAGCUUGAUUUGGAGAAAUCUGACAGAGAUAGUGGUUCAGGUAGUGUGAGUGGGAACAAGCUCAACCACCAUGUUCUAAAGCUACAUCAUCAACAUCCUAGUGUAGAGAAAACUGCACAUUCUGGCUCUUUACCUUUGCCGAUGUCAAUUGCUAGCUGGCCUGGUGGACUUCCUCCAAUGGGCAGAUACAUGGCUCCUCUACAAGGUGUUGUAUCCAUGGAGGGGAGCGCUGUGUCUUCAGCUGCUAUCCAGCCUCCACAUUUGCUUUUUUCUCAACCGAGGCCAAAGAGAUGUGCAACCCAUUGCUACAUUGCACGGAAUAUUCACAAUCACCAGCAAAUUAUGAAGAUGAAUGCUUUCUGGCCAGCGGCAUCUGGUUCAGCUUCACUCUAUGGCCCAAAGGCUUGUAAUCUAAAUGUUGUUCCGCCUUCAGAAUUGCAUGGGAACAUUCCUGGGCGAGGUGUGAAUUCUGUACAAGAGAAGGGGCAGGGUCUUGCAAUUUUUCCUGGUCAUGUGUGCAAAGAUAAAAGUUCUCAGGCUGCUACCAACAUGGUGGAUGCCGCACAGAGAAAGCAAAUAAUGCUCCAGCAAGCUCUACCCCCAGGAGCACCCAAUAAUAUCAUGCAAGGCCCUGCUUUUAUUUUCCCAUUGAACCAGCAACAGGCUGCUGCUGCUGCAGCAGCAUCUGUCCGACCUGGGUAUGUGAAAUCUCCUCCUGCUGCUUGUAGCACAGCUGCAUCGAGUACAUCUAACUCUGCCUUACUAAGUGCCACCCCAGCUGGUGCAACUGGAGCCCCGGCAUUUAGCUUCAACUACCCAAAUAUCACAGGCAAUGAAACUCAAUACUUGGCAAUUCUGCAGAAUAAUGCCUAUCCAUUUCCAAUUCCUGCACAUGUUGGGGCGCCACCUGCUUAUCGUGGGAAUCAUGCUCAACCUAUGCCUUUUAUUCACGGAUCUUUCUAUUCUUCCCCUCAAAUGCUUCACCCUUCACAGCUUCAACAACAGCAGCAGCAACAGCCACCCACACAGUUACAACAAAGCCAACAAGGUCAUCAGAACACUAGCAUGUCCAGUGGUUCAUCCUCCUCACAGAAGAAUUUGCAGAACCAGCAGCAGAGGUCACAUGGAGGUGAUGUGAGUAGUGGCAGUGGAAACUCGCAAGUGUUUCAUGCCUCUAAAAAGGAUUCACCUCAUCCCUUACAACUACGGCAACAGCAGCAACAGCUGAGUCAGAAUGAUUCUCAUCAAGCUAGGCAACUUGAUGGUGAAUCAGAUGGCAAAGAUGGCCCAUCAACUGCUACUGAUAGCAGAGUAUCUCGUUCAAAUAUGAAUAUCUAUGGUCAGAAUUUUGCUAUGCCUGUACAGCCUUCAAACUUUGCUUUGAUGACCGCUGCUUCAAUGAAUUCUGCUGGUAAUUAUGGGGAAAAGAAGCAACAGACACAGCAGCAAUCACAACAGCUAGGCUCAAAGGCUGGAGUCGAGCCUCUUGCAUCUCAAGCUUUUGCAAUGUCAUUUUCAUCUGCUAAUGGUACUACUGCUCCUGGCCUUGGUAUUUCUUCCCUAGCACCGAAUCAUGCAAUUCUUCAGAGCCUUCCAGGAAGUACAAGGCAAGGCUAUCAGCAUAUUAUGGCUGUUCAACAGAAGAAGGAUAAUUAUCAUGCUUAUGAAGAAGGGAAGCGUGGAACUCAUGAUGCAUCCAGUGUGCAAGAAGAAAAGAAGGCAGGAAAAAGUUCAGGCACCGCUGGGCAGUCCAUUGCCUUCUCCAGGCCAGAUAUGCCUGAUUCAAGUGAUUCCACUCUUGCAGGCAAAAAUGUCAUUGAUAGUUCUAUCUGUACGCUUGGCUCUGCUCCUGCUCGAACUUCAGGGCCUGUUAUGCCAGCUUCAAUCGGUAGUGUUAAUGUUGCUAAUGCUCAGCAGCAACUUCAGCGGAAUCAACAGCAGCAGCUCCAAUUUGGGGCUGCUUCUGCUCCUCGAAGUAAGACACCAGAAACAAGUAAUGGAAGUGCUUACCCUGAUCACUUUCACUCUUCAUCUAUAGCUGCCAAGUUUUCAAAUGUGCUGUCUGCAUUUCCUCAAAAUCUAAUACAAAGCAGCAGCAGUCCUGCUCAGUCUCCUCAAUGGAAGAAUUCUGUGAGGACAACUAGCUCUCAAGUUCCUUCUCAAUCUCUACCAUCAACUUCAUCCCUCAAGAAUAUUUCCCAGCAACAAGGUCGGCCACAGCAAAGCCCCACACAGAUUUCUUUUGCAUCUAAUCCUAAAUCACCACAAGGUCAACAGCCUCUUAGUAGCACUCCUACCCCUUCUCCAAUGAUGGUUGGCUCUCCCACAACUUCACUCUCCAGGAGUGCUGGUGGUAGCCCAAGGACAACAGGUUCCUCUUCCACCAGCAACAAAGCUGGCCAAGCAUCUGGUUUAGCAUCCCAACAAGCUAAGAACUCACCGACCGUGCCUAGUCAGAAGUCAUCUCCUGUUGGUGGGAGUAAUGUGCCAUCUGUCCUGGGAAACCCUCACAUAUGUUCAUCUUCAAAUAUGGGAGCCAAGCCUCAAGUGGCACUACAGCAUCAGCAACAUCAAAAGCAUGCACUUCAUCAAGGGCAGCUGUUCUUCCCAAAUGCUUACAUGCAGGCUCAAGCUCAACACUCACCAAGUUCGACAACACCUGCAACAACAGCAAGUGCAUACUAUGUCCAAAGACAACAGCAGACUCUACCUCUGGGUUCAUCUACAACAUCAACUUCGAUGUUAUCAUUGUGUUCUCCGGUUACUCUUGCCAACAGCGGAACCACCGACCCUGCAAAAGCUGUAGCAGCUGCUGUGGCGAGCAACAUGAAAGGUGGGUUAGCAUCCCAGGGACUUAUCAAUCCUGCUCAAUUUGCUACUCCACAAUCCACUGGAAAGUCGCAUCAGCUGGUACCAGGCUUCCCAUGUGUUCAUGCUGUCCCUUCCGCUGUUCAGGUAAAACCAGCAGAACAGAAACAACCUGCUGGUGAGUAAAAUUCUCCCCUUUUUUGCUUCAACAUUGCUUCCCCCGUAUAGUGAACAAGGAGAAGAAGGUACGGAAUGAAAACGGAAUCAAUGAUAUUGGGGACCGAAUCAGGAAAGAUAAACUGGUUUUUUGCCCAGAAAUGACAGCAGCAGCGAAAACAGGAGGAUAUGAUUGAAGUUAUAUAUAUAAUGUGGCUUAGAACUCACUCAACCCACAAUUUUGCAAAGUGAUGGGGGAAGUUUUUCUUUGUGGAAUGUGCUUUCUCAUGUGUAUCCACCAAACAUGUAGACUUUUGUUUAUAAUCUUUGACAUGGUUGAUCCCUGAUAUGCCUUAUGUAAUUAAAUUUGAUUGGUUUGAUGGGGCAGAUGAUGGAGGAUUAAAAAAAAAAGAUGGGGGGGGGGGGGAUGAGGAAAAGCAGACAACUUUUCCAUCUUUUGGGGCUGUAUUGUAGGGGUUCUUUUUUCUUUCUUUCUUUUAUUAUUUGAAAUUUGCAGAAAAGAAGUCAGUAAACAAAUCUUUGGAACAUAAUGAUGCAAAACUGAAUGGUGUAUAUGUGUGACACAUAUUAAAGAUCACUUAUUUUUGUCUC
This is a messenger RNA of Gossypium raimondii (Peruvian cotton), 5719 nucleotides long. Its product is annotated as protein TIME FOR COFFEE. The record is from RefSeq and is a predicted model, not a curated record. Gene Ontology annotation, biological process: regulation of circadian rhythm. The transcript is spliced from 12 exons. Gene Ontology annotation, cellular component: nucleus. Lineage: Eukaryota; Viridiplantae; Streptophyta; Magnoliopsida; Malvales; Malvaceae. Bases 251 to 5137 code for a protein of 1628 amino acids.